Akanthomyces muscarius is the source of this 1359-nucleotide messenger RNA. RefSeq lists its product as uncharacterized. The record is from RefSeq and is a predicted model, not a curated record. The transcript has 2 exons. Bases 1 to 1359 code for a protein of 452 amino acids. Gene Ontology annotation, biological process: branched-chain amino acid catabolic process. NCBI's taxonomy places the organism in Eukaryota, Fungi, Ascomycota, Sordariomycetes, Hypocreales, Cordycipitaceae. Gene Ontology annotation, molecular function: oxidoreductase activity, acting on the aldehyde or oxo group of donors, disulfide as acceptor.
AUGAAGGCUCGCAUGCUGCAACGAGUACAACUGCGUGGGGCCACGGCCGCCGUCGCCAGGUCGCGCGUGGCCGCCCUUGUCCCCGUCCGCGCUGCCAGCAGCGUCUCGCAGCGACCCAACUCGGAGUUUGUCCAGUUCCCCGGUGCGCUCAAGAGCGCCUUCACACACAGUCUCAACUUUGAGAACCCGGAAUCGUACAAAGCCCUGCCCACGUACCGAGUGGUCGACCAACAUGGCGUCGUUGUUGACAGUUCUUUUGAGCCGGACAUUGCGGAGGAGCAGGUUGUCAAGUUGUACAAGGAUAUGCUAUUCAUCUCCAUCAUGGACUUGAUUAUGUUUGAUGCUCAGCGACAGGGACGUCUUAGUUUUUACAUGGUCAGCGCCGGCGAAGAAGCUGUCAGCGUGGGAACGUCGAGCGUGUUGGACCCCGAGGAUGUCGUCUUCUGCCAAUACCGCGAGCAGGGCCUGUUCAAGGAGAGAGGCUUCACAACCAAGGAGUUCAUGUCGCAACUAUUCUCCAACAGAAACGACCCCGGCAAGGGCAGAAAUAUGCCGAUCCACUACGGCAGCAAGAAGCUUAAUGUGCACACAAUCUCGUCACCUCUAGCCACGCAGCUGCCGCAGGCUUCCGGCGCGGGAUAUGCGCUGAAGCUACAGAAGAUGCAGAACCCCGAGUCCAAGGCUCGCGUCUGCGCCGUCUUCUUCGGAGAGGGUGCUGCCAGUGAGGGCGAUUUCCACGCCGCCAUGAACAUUGCUGCCACCAGAUCCUGCCCGGUCAUUUUCAUCUGCCGCAACAACGGAUACGCCAUCUCUACUCCCACCUUGGAGCAAUACCGCGGUGACGGCAUUGCUAGCCGUGGUAUCGGCUACGGCAUCGACACCAUCCGCGUUGAUGGCAAUGACAUUUGGGCCGUCCGCGAGGCCACCAAGAAGGCCCGCGAGCUCGCCCUUCAGGACGGCGGCAAGCCUGUGCUCAUCGAGGCCAUGACCUACCGCGUCUCCCAUCACAGCACCUCGGACGACUCAUUUGCGUACCGUGCGCGCGUCGAGGUGGAGGACUGGAAGCGCCGAGACAACCCGCUGACGCGCCUGCGAAAGUGGAUGGAGGCCAAGGGCUACUGGGACGAGGCCAAGGAGAAAGAGGCCCGCGACGCGCUGCGCAAGGAGGUGCUCAGGGAGUUUAGCGCCGCGGAGAAGGAAAAGAAGCCGGCGAUGAACACCAUGUUUGAGGACAUUUACGAUGAGCUGACGCCGGGGCUCAAGGCGCAGAUGCAGGAGCUGAAGGAGCUGAUUGACAAGUACCCUGACGAGUAUGACGUGGGUGAGUUUGAGGGUGGAAAGGAGACGCUGAAGUCAUAA